Xiphophorus couchianus (Monterrey platyfish) is the source of this 2565-nucleotide messenger RNA. RefSeq names its product olfactory receptor C family, u1 (gene olfcu1). The transcript has 13 exons. Lineage: Eukaryota; Metazoa; Chordata; Actinopteri; Cyprinodontiformes; Poeciliidae. Gene Ontology annotation, cellular component: plasma membrane. The record is from RefSeq and is a predicted model, not a curated record. Gene Ontology annotation, biological process: G protein-coupled receptor signaling pathway. Bases 1 to 2565 code for a protein of 854 amino acids. Gene Ontology annotation, molecular function: G protein-coupled receptor activity.
AUGAAUGAUCUGCAGGUGGAGGAACCGAGUGCUUUUGAAUCUGCUUCAACUCAGUGCGUGAGAGUAGGAGACAACGAGCAGCUCGCCCUGCAGAUGGACGGGGAUGUUCUAAUAGGGGGAUUUUUCCCUUUGCACUACCUGGCCUCUGAGCUUCAGCACAGCUACCAAAGCAAACCCCAGGUCCCACCUUGCAGCGGAUUUGAUCACAGAGCCUUCCGCUGGAUGAUGACGAUGGCGUUUGCUGUGGAGGAAAUAAACAACAAGUCCAGCCUCCUACCUGGUGUCAAGCUCGGCUAUCGCCUCUUGGACAGCUGUGACAACGUCCACAGCAGUCUGCGGGCCCUUUUGUCUUUACUUACUUUCUCAGAGUCUGCGGAUGAUGAAACUCCCCGCUGUCUGUCUGGCUCUCCCAUCCCCGCAGUCAUUGGUCUCGCAUCGUCUUCCCCUACAAGGGCUGUAGCUCAAGUUCUUGGCCCUUUCGACAUCCCACUGGUGAGUUAUUUUGCCACUUGCACCUGCCUCAACGACAAGCAAGUGUAUCCGUCAUUUUUGCGGACUGUGCCGAGCGACCUUUUUCAAGUCGGAGGUCUCGUACAGCUGGUCACAUUCUUAGGAUGGCAAUGGGUGGGCACCAUAGGGACGACAGAUGACUACAGUCAGUACGGCAUACAGGAGUUCUCCAAUCACUUCAGAAGCAGCGGCGGCUGCGUGGCUUUUCACCUGACUAUUCCGAAAUCACCGACGGCGGCUGAGAUUCAGGACAUGGCGGACAUACUGCAGAUUUCCACCGCAAACGUGGUGGUGGUUUUUGCGGCCGAGGGGCAACUUUGGGAUUUGUUCCUGGAACUUUCCCGUAGAAAAGUAACAGGGAUCCAGUGGGUGGCUAGUGAAGCCUGGGUGACGGCCGGCCUUCUGACGUUUCCGAACUUCCACGACCUUUUAGAGGGAACGCUCGGCUUCUCUUUCCCCGGAGUCAAUAUCCCUGGGUUGAAAGAGUUCCUCCUUAAUGUCCGUCCGUCUCCCGAACCGGGAAUGGAGUACAUCAACAUGUUCUGGGAGGAGCAGUUUGGAUGUCAGCUCCGGUAUGAACGUAUAAAUGCUGAUCCAAAGCCUGUAUGUACAGGCUCGGAAGACCUGAGUCUCACAUCAAGCAGCUACACUGACGUAUCUCGGGUCAGAAUAUCCUACAAUGUGUAUAAGGCUGUGUUUGCCAUCGCCCACUCUCUCCACAACUUACUUAACUGUGGCUCUGCAGGAAUAAAUGAGGGUAUGUGUGACAAAAACACAGAAUUCACUGCAGGACAGCUCCUGUACCAUCUGAAGAGAGGAAAUUUCACAAAUCAGUUUCAGGAGAGAGUUUACUUUGACGCUAAUGGAGAGCCAGUCCCUUUAUAUGACAUCAUUAACUGGCAGAAGGACAGCAAGGGGGAAAUCAGAUUUGUUAAAGUAGGAGGCUAUGAUGGUUCAGCUCCACUGGGGCAACAGCUGAAGAUAAAUGGCAGCGCUAUUGUAUGGACAGGAGGCCAGUCACAGGUGCCUGUUUCUCAGUGCAGUGCUCCAUGUCGCCCCGGCAGCCGACAGGCCAGACGUCCAGGAAAACCUCAGUGUUGCUUUGAUUGCCUGCCUUGUGCAGAUGGAGAGAUCAGCAACCAGACAGGGUCCACCGAGUGCAUUAAAUGCCCGGACUCCUACUGGUCCGACAAAGACAAGGUGAAAUGCGUCGCAGGGGUUGAAGAGUUCCUGUCUUUCAGCGAGACCAUGGGCAUCGUCCUCGUUCUGCUGACCUUGCUCGGCGUCGUCCUGACAGCCAUCAUUACUGCCAUCUUCCAUCGUUUUCGCACCACGCCCAUUGUUAAGGCCAACAACUCCGAAAUAAGCUUCUUGCUUCUUCUGUCGCUGAAGCUUUGCUUCCUCUGUUCCCUGGUGUUCAUUGGCCAACCCUCGGUGUGGACAUGCAUGCUGCGCCAGGCGGCGUUUGGGAUUAGCUUUGUCAUCUGCCUGUCCUGUCUCCUGGUUAAGACUGUUGUGGUUCUUUUGGCUUUUCGGGCUAAUGUACCGAGCUCCGGGGGUCUGAAACUGUUUGGUCCAACCCAACAGAGGACUAUGAUCUUCUGCACAACGACUCCUCAGAUUUGUCUGUGUGUUGGCUGGCUCUUGGGCGCACCUCCAUUCCCUGUCAGGAACCCCACAUAUCAAGCUUCAUAUGGAAAAAUCGUUUUGGAGUGUAAGGAGCCAUGGCCGCUUGGGUUUUACCUGCUGCUAAGCUACAUCGGCCUGCUUGCGUUUGUGUGCCUCCUGCUGGCGUUCCUCGGACGGAAGCUGCCAGACACCUUCAACGAAGCCAAGCUCAUCACCUUCAGUAUGCUGAUUUUCUGGGCGGUGUGGAUCUGUUUCAUCCCAGCUUACAUCAGCUCACCCGGAAAGUUCUCGGUAGCCGUGGAGAUAUUUGCAAUAUUAGCUUCCAGUUUCGGUCUUUUGUUGUGCAUCUUUGUACCCAAAUGUUACAUAAUUCUUCUCCACCCUGAAAGGAACAUUAGAAAAGGUAUGACUGGAAAAUAUAAAUAA